ACUCCCUCCUUCACGGGCUCCAUGUCACCAUCUGUGGCACAGUCCCUCUCUGUCACUCUCCCUGCCACCCCCUCAUUCUCCUUCCUCCCUCCUGCCUCUCUCUGCAUCUCUCCCUCUCACCCGUGUCUCCUCUCCUCUCUUUCCUUCUCGUCUUCUCCCUGUCACGCAUCUCUCAUCACUCCCCCUCAUUCUGCCUUUCCUCCUACUCACGGUCUCCUCUCCCUCUCCCUCUCUCUCUCUCCCCCUCCCUCUUUCUCUCUCUCUCUCUUUCUCCACCUCCUCCCGACCCCCUUUCCCCUCUAUUUCUAUUGGCUUCUGUGUCCCUUGCUCCCCUCUUCUCUUCCUCACCCUGGGAAGCUUCUCCCCCCUAUCCUUGCCCCUGCCCCCCCAGGAUGUGUCCUGGAGAUGGGGGGUGACGUACCAGGCUCUGGUUGGGAAGUCAGGGCCGGAGACCAGAUGGGAGAGGCUCUGUGGACAGCCGUGGCCGAGGGCCUGGGAGGGAACCUGAGCCCGCAAGCGGUCUAGAAGUGGGUGCCUUGUGGGGACCCUAGUUAGGAGUGCCCUGGGGGCACCUGGGGACUGGGCAGGGAGAGGGGACAGCAGAAUGAUAACCAGCCUGGCGGCAAGGAGGGAAGCCCUCACCCCAUGGGCAGUCCUCCAAGGAGUCCGCCCCCAGCUUUCAGGCAAGCUUGUGCCAAAGAUAAACCAGACAGGGAGGAAAAGUCCCUCCUUCUCAAGGAUGAACUAGAUCAUGCACAGGAUUCCAGCUCUAAAGAAAAGACGGCACCUCAAUUGCAGGCAAAUAGCUGACUGCUGACCACCCUCCCCUCAGCCAUGGACAUGCUUCAUCCAUCAUCGGUGUCCACGACCUCAGAACCUGAGAAUGCCUCCUCGGCCUGGCCCCCAGAUGCCACCCUGGGCAACGUGUCGGCGGGCCCAAGCCCGGCAGGGCUGGCCGUCAGUGGCGUUCUGAUCCCCCUGGUCUACCUGGUGGUGUGCGUGGUGGGCCUGCUGGGUAACUCGCUGGUCAUCUAUGUGGUCCUGCGGCACACGGCCAGCCCUUCAGUCACCAACGUCUACAUCCUCAACCUGGCGCUGGCCGACGAGCUCUUCAUGCUGGGGCUGCCCUUCCUGGCCGCCCAGAACGCCCUGUCCUACUGGCCCUUCGGCUCCCUCAUGUGCCGCCUGGUCAUGGCGGUGGAUGGCAUCAACCAGUUCACCAGCAUAUUCUGCCUGACUGUCAUGAGCGUGGACCGCUACCUGGCCGUGGUACAUCCCACCCGCUCGGCCCGCUGGCGCACAGCUCCGGUGGCCCGCACGGUCAGCGCGGCUGUGUGGGUGGCCUCAGCCGUGGUGGUGCUGCCCGUGGUGGUCUUCUCGGGAGUGCCCCGCGGCAUGAGCACCUGCCACAUGCAGUGGCCCGAGCCGGCGGCGGCCUGGCGAGCCGGCUUCAUCAUCUACACGGCCGCACUGGGCUUCUUCGGGCCGCUGCUGGUCAUCUGCCUCUGCUACCUGCUCAUCGUGGUGAAGGUGCGCUCAGCUGGGCGCCGGGUGUGGGCACCCUCGUGCCAGCGGCGGCGGCGCUCCGAACGCAGGGUCACGCGCAUGGUGGUGGCCGUGGUGGCGCUCUUCGUGCUCUGCUGGAUGCCCUUCUACGUGCUCAACAUCGUCAACGUGGUGUGCCCACUGCCCGAGGAGCCUGCCUUCUUUGGGCUCUACUUCCUGGUGGUGGCGCUGCCCUAUGCCAACAGCUGUGCCAACCCCAUCCUUUAUGGCUUCCUCUCCUACCGCUUCAAGCAGGGCUUCCGCAGGGUCCUGCUGCGGCCCUCCCGCCGUGUGCGCAGCCAGGAGCCCACUGUGGGGCCCCCGGAGAAGACUGAGGAGGAGGAUGAGGAGGAGGAGGAUGGGGAGGAGAGCAGGGAGGGGGGCAAGGGGAAGGAGAUGAACGGCCGGGUCAGCCAGAUCACGCAGCCUGGCACCAGCGGGCAGGAGCGGCCGCCCAGCAGAGUGGCCAGCAAGGAGCAGCAGCUCCUACCCCAAGAGGCUUCCACUGGGGAGAAGUCCAGCACGAUGCGCAUCAGCUACCUGUAGGGGCCUGGGGAAAGCCAGGAUGGCCCGAGGAAGAGGCAGAAGCCGUGGGUGUGCCUAGGGCCUACUUCCCAAGGUGCCACAGGCCCAUGAUGGGAUGUUGAGGGGCCUGGACUUUGAUGCUAUUGCUGCCAGGUCUUGCUGUGUGACCUUGGGUAGGUUGCUUCUACUCUCUGGGCCUUGUUUUCUCCUCUGUGACUCAGGGAUAGGAGUCAUCAGCCUGGAUGAGCUAUGUCAGAUGAGAGGUUUGGAGGGCACUGUUGCUGGGCUGACCUGGCUGAGCAGGCAAAAGGUGGGUGCAGACUGGCCUCCCCCCAGGGAUGGAGUGUCUUGGGGCAUCAACUAGAAUCUUGGCCCUCAGAGGGAUAAACCAAGGCCAGGAUUUCUUGGGCUCAGAGUCAGGAACACAGGAGCUGCUGGGGGCUGGGCUGGAAACCUAAACAGAAGAAAGCCUAACCCGGUGGGAGGAGUGGGGCAGAAAUGGUCAGGCCCCAGAUCAGCUCCCUCCCCUCGACUGUGAGGCCUUGGACCAGCUCUGCUCCUCUCUAGGCCUCAGGCUUCACCUGGGUAAAACCCAACAACCUCUACACCCUUUUGGCCCAGGCAGUCAAUGCUGGAGGUCCUGUGCUCCUGGACGGGAAGAGCAGGUGAAUUUCCUGCUCAUGGAAGCGAAUGAAGUCCAGCUUCAGGGUCUCUCACUGCCUGGGCUUUUGCAAGGCCCUGCAUCUACUUUUGUACUUGUCAUUUUGUAUUCGUUUUCUUAAAGAGGGACCUCGAACUGCAUAAGCUUAGGCCACCCAAAGCCUGGCUCUGCCCCUGCUGAGGUCAGCCACCCAAUCCCCAAGGAAGCUCAUGUUGGGUCUUAUGGCUGGAGUAGGGGCCCCCGGGGGUUCCCAGGUCUUUUGAGGGCUUCCAGGCACCUCCUUGUAGGAAGGGCCAUCCCUGUUCCUCUCCUUGUGACCCAUAUUCUCCCUUCCUGGAGACCGAGACAGGGACCCAGCCCAUGAGGACUGGCAUGGAAAGGCAGAGUGUCUGAAGAGCGCUGUGAGGAGAAGGAAGAGGAAGGGAGAAGAGGAAGAGGAAGGAGAAGGAAGAGGAAGACAAGGGGGAAAGGGGAGGAUGAGGAGGGGGAAGGAGAAGUACAGAUCUGUUUCCUGGAGCCGUCUUUGGCCCCCCUGGGCUGAGCUCAGUGGUAGCAUCUGUGAACCUGAGUUGCCGACAACAGCCCCACCCAACCAGUACUGAGGGAAGGACACGAUCAGGGUGGAACAGCCAGGGUGCAAUGGCAAAUGCACAGAGUACAGACAGGCACAGGGCCUGCGUCCCUGAGGGGCCUCAGAGUGCUGCCAAGAGGGCUCAGGCCUUAAUAAAGCCCUAGGGUGGAGCUGGCUACCAGGGACAUUGGGAGGACUGGGGAGCUCCCUCCCCAUGCUCUAUCAUCCUGGAGACUACAGGUCGGGAGGCCCAGGGAAGACAAGAAGAGGCUGAAGUGGGACUGUGGAGGGGGACCAUGGGGAGCAGCCACCAUCCAAGGCUGGGCCUAGACUCCCUCCCAGAGAUGGUCCCUCAGAGCUGUGGUGAGGCUGGCCCUGGGAGGGUGAGACCCCCGGUGAAAUCCUUCCGCUUCCCCACCCCUUGCAGAGGGCAGGGGUCCUCAGGGAAAGCACAGGAACCAGACUUUUGGAGACUUGGAUCUUCAGCACACCUCAGGGUCCUGGGCUGGCAUUGGCCUUCCGGGCCUCAAUUUCCCCAUCAACAAAUGGAGAUGAAUCCCAGCUUGGCUGCCUCCUGGGAUCUAACGAGAAAAUGAGUCAUGUGAGGUAACUUCCAGGCUCACUGCAAUGGGUACGGUGGGGUGUAUCAGAUUAUAAAGUGGGGGUGCCCUCCUCACCCCCAGGCUUGGCCUAUACCCCCCUCUCCAUCAAGUGGCCUCUCUGUGUCUGUCCUUUGGGGUGAGGACACUGUAGGCCAUGAGAAAUGGGCAGUUGGGGGGUCAGAGGCCAAGGGUUAGGGAGGCAGGGCUUGGGGAGAGUGUGGGACCAUCAGAAGAGAAGGAAGUUUACAAAACCACAUUUUGUGUGGAGAUGGAGGCUGGAGGCCCGGCCCUGGGACUUGGUCUGGGGUUUCUUGAGGAAGAUCUGAGGGUCCAAGGGAGGAAGGAUGCCCUGGCCUUCUGGCCUUCUCUGGCUGAUCCUGCCUUCUUGCUGCCUAGGACAGGAGAGUAAUGUCCUAGAAUGGUCCCUGGGAGGCCAGUUAGGAAACCCUUUGCUGCUUCUGUCUCUAGCUCUUGUCAAUAAAGACGGUGACACCUGA
Messenger RNA from Homo sapiens (human), 4401 nucleotides. It is a transcript of the gene SSTR3, whose product is annotated as somatostatin receptor 3. The transcript is spliced from 3 exons. Gene Ontology annotation, molecular function: G protein-coupled receptor activity; signaling receptor binding; somatostatin receptor activity. The coding region runs from base 835 to 2091 and encodes 418 amino acids. Lineage: Eukaryota; Metazoa; Chordata; Mammalia; Primates; Hominidae. Gene Ontology annotation, biological process: somatostatin signaling pathway; G protein-coupled receptor signaling pathway, coupled to cyclic nucleotide second messenger; negative regulation of cell population proliferation. The record is from RefSeq and is a predicted model, not a curated record. Gene Ontology annotation, cellular component: membrane; ciliary membrane; non-motile cilium.